Coregonus sp. 'balchen' is the source of this 9962-nucleotide messenger RNA. NCBI's taxonomy places the organism in Eukaryota, Metazoa, Chordata, Actinopteri, Salmoniformes, Salmonidae. The record is from the annotation of a GenBank genome assembly.
GGUACUUUGAGAUCUGACCCCGCCCACCGUGUACGUGGAGCAAAAAAAUAACUCAUAUUCUGGUCGUUUUCUCUUCUGACGUUAGUCGUGCAAGGAUUUUAAAGAAUUAAGCACCGACCGGUGGUAUAUUAUUUAAUAAACUAUAUGGGAAAGCUGAUAUUAUCUUUAGAAGUCGAGUUUUCGACAUUCGCUUGACAGCCAAUGAUAGCUCUCCAGCUAACGCGUUAACUAGCUAACCAAUGUCGCUAGCAAGCUAACUAGGUAACCCAUAAAAAAACUGGUACAUUGACCAACUGCAUAAGCUAGAAAUGUAAAUAACUUUUGAAAUGAAAACUAGGUAGCAAGCAUUAUCAUUGUCUUGCAUUUACGAACACCGACGGUGGUUGUGUGUGACAAUUAGCUAGCUAGCUGAUUAACUAAACCGAUGGCUCCAAUGGGAAUCCGUCUAUCGCCACUUGGAGUGGCCGUGUUUUGCUUAUUGGGACUUGGCGUGAUCUACCACCUAUAUGCCGGAGUUAUAUCCAGCCGCAUAGCUGCUUUCACGUCGAAGAGAACAGUGAACCUCCGCGACCUGCUCGCACUGUCAGUGGAGGCUGCUGUCCAGGGCGGUCGGGAGGUGAAGAGGGUCAGAGAAGAGAACACGUUAGAAGAGAAGACCAAGGGGAAAACGAAGGAAGGGGCGAGUGAAAAGCUCACUCAGGGGGACUUAAACUCGCACAGAAAGAUGUAUUAUCUUAUCAAGAAUACUUAUCCAUAUGUACAGGUAAAGAGGAAAUGAUAUUUAUGUUAUCAAGACAUGAGUAGUUGAAAUGUGUCUUCCCCAUUUAACCCAACCCAGAGAGGUGCCGGGGGGCUGCCUUAAUCGACAUCCACGUCAUCAGGCUCACACUUAGCUGUGUACCACAUUGUUGUUUAUUUAUAACCUUUACAGACAGACUUUACCUGUAAAAAAAGAAAACAUCUACCAAUGUUUUUUAGUGCCCAAUUCAUACAGACCAAAUUUCUUGCCGGGAUAAGCCUUUUAUAUCUCCCUUGCAUGUUUAGGAGCGGAGUAGACUUGGGCCGAUUUGAAUAGAUCCAUUGAAUAUACACCACCACAAAGUUCUCCAUUCUUAUUUUUUUUUUUUAGACAAGUCCUAAGGAACAUAAGAAUAAUACAAUUAAUUUGUUAAAUAAUAGUAUGGCAUAUUUUUAGUUUAAUUAUGUACUGGUCUGUGCAGCCUAUAUGCUAAAUCAAAUAAAAUGUUAUUGGUCCAUACAUAAAUUUAGCAGUUGUUAUUGCGGGUGUAGUGAAACGCUUGUUUUCCUAGCUCCAACAGUGCAGUAAUAUCUAACAAUACGCACGCAUCUAAAAGUAAAAUAAUGGAAUUAAGAAAUAUAGAAAUAUUAAGAUGAGCAAUGUCUGAUUCCGGAGUAUAAAUAUAUUUGUGACGGGAUGUAUACACAUUAUGGACAGUAUGUGGAUAGAAUAUGUAGUAUAUCGGAAGAAUACGUAGAAUAGUAUAUGUACAGCAAUAGCUGAAUAGGAUAGGCCUUGACUAGAAUACAGUAUAUACAUAUGAAAUGGGUAAAACCGUAUGUAAACAUAAGUGACCAGUGUUCCAUGUCUAUAGGGCAGCAGCCUCUAAGGUGAUGGGUUGAGUAACUGGGUGGUAGCCGGCUAGUGACAUUGACUAAGUUCAGGGCCGGGAACUGGGUGGAGGCCGGCUAGUGAUGGCUAUUUAACAGUCUGAUGACCUUGAGAUAGAAGCAAUUUUUCAGUCUCUCUGUCCCAACUUUGUUCUACAGCUAACUUUUCUACAGCCUAAUUGUAGCCUAACCAAUAUCCAAACGGAGAUUCAGUGAAAAUAAGUCUGACAUUGAUUGAUUUAUCAAGACAAGUCCCCACGCUUGUCUCAAAGCAGCGCGAAACGGUGUUGAAAUAGUUGUCCUAUUGCUUCAAAUGUAUUAUAACAAUUGGAUGACUUUGGGAGGCUCAGUAAGCAACAAUUUGAUACCUUCAAUGGUAUUAGCCUACUUUAUUCCAAUAUGUUCAUCAUUCAGUGAUAUUUAUUCCCACAGUAAUUCUUUAUGGAUACAUCCAGUUGUGGUUAAGAAAACAGUGCAUGUGGUGGUCUAUGUGAAGAGAUGGGUGAAGUGACAUGCCUCGUAAAGUUUAGAACUGGCAGGAGGAUUGUAGUAAGGGGCGCUGCCUAGCAACCAUCAAGAGCUUAAGAGCGUGGUGCGUGCCAAUGCCACCUUAGCAUUAAGGCUACAUUUCAUACUAAGCCUUAGGCAGAACUUUACCGCAAUCAUGAUUAGGUCGUUUGACGGAAAUAAAAUUAGAGGCUUUGUUGCCGACAAUACCUUUCAUGUAUAAAGAAAAGUCGUCAAAGAGUUGGCAGGAUGCUAAAGUUGGCGGGAAAACAUCUUGGUUUGAAAGCUGUAUUACUAACACAUACCAUGACUUAUUGUAGUUCCAUUGUCUACCGGUAAGUAAAUGGCAUGAGAUUAUGGUAUACUGCUAGCCUAUGCCCCAGAGAGUUUGCAAUGUAAUCAAAUGCACACCCUUAUUUGGCCCUGUAUUGUAGUGUCAAUCACUGUAAUAGGCAUUGGUCUCUUUUAUGUUGGCAUCAUUACUAACAUAACCAUGUGUUCAACAGAACAGCCUUAAUCUUCAUGGUAUUCAUAACAUGUGUUUUACACGCUGAUGUUUAAAAAUGUGUUCUGUCCCUUUGCAGGUGAACUCUGAAGAGCAUGAUGAGACCGACAAUGAGCUGGGGGUGUGGAACAGAGACAUCCCUGCUGACAUCCUAAAAAUCGUGGAGGUGGGCAGGGAGGUGCCCGCUGACAGCAUCACCAUCUGGAUAGACCCCCUGGAUGCCACUCAGGAGUAUACAGGUAUGGUAUCAUGUAGCAACCCACUAUGGUCAGUGUUCUGAAGGAUCAUGCCACCUCACCAAUUCCCUAAUUACCCUCUGGACACGCCCCCCUCUCCUGCCAACUCACCACACCUGAACUCGCUCUGAUAAUCAAGAUUCCACACCCUUCCUCACCUAUAUAAGCAGCUUGUUUUACCUCAUUGUUUGGUGGCAUGGGGCGGCCCAAGUCCUUAUUCCUUUUCCUUUGUUGUACGUGACCUGACUAAAAACCACAACAUCCUAGAACAACCUCCCUUCACAACCUCCUAUCAUAACUUGUAUCACAAACUUACCUACUGGCAUUACAAGCCAUCAAAUCUUCAUCCUGUGUCCUUGUGCUGUCCCUUUUAGUUAGUGAAUAAAUAACCAGAACUUGAAACCUUGUCUUCAACCAUCAUUCCUGCAUUGUUACAGAUGCACCAUAGUGGAAAUAUCACUCCUCAACCUAGCCUUAGAUGGUCCACCCUAGUCCUUUUUCUUUAGUCGGCCAAACACCUAAACCUGCGCUGAAACCACACAUGUAUACACUGGUUUGGCCAAUGCAGAACCUUCUCAAGGAUUCGAUUAUCUAUAUUAAUGUUCAGACUUAUACUAAGCUUUCCCUCUAGAUGCCAUGUCAAAAUGGAGCCCUACUCUAGAUGUUCCAAAGCAACAGGAGGCCAACAGAUGGGUUUACUUUCACCAGUCCCGUUAUACCAUGUCAAUGUUAGUGAUUGUCAAGAAAAGAAAUAGUGCCUUGACUUUUUCCACAUUUUGUUGUACAGCCUGAAUUUAAAAUGGAUUAAUUUGAGAUUUUGUGUCACUGAUCUACACACAAUACCCCAUAACGUCAAAGUGAAAUAAUGUUUUUAGAAAUGUUUACAAAUUAAUAAAAGAUGAAAAGCUGAAAUGUCUUGAGUCAAUACAGUGAGGGAAAAAUGUAUUUGAUCCCCUGCUGAUUUUGUACGUUUGCCAACUGACAAAGAAAUUAUCAGUCUAUAAUUUUAAUGGUAGGUUUAUUUGAACAGUGAGAGACAGAAUAACAACAAAAUAAUCCAGAAAAAUGCAUUUCAUUUUAAUGAGGGAAAUAAGUAUUUGACCCCCUCUCAAUCAGAAAGAUUUCUGGCUCCCAGGUGUCUUUUAUACAGGUAACGAGCUGAGAUUAGGAGCACACUCUUAAAAGGAGUGCUCCUAAUCUCAGCUUGUUAACUGUAUAAAAGACACCUGUCCACAGAAGCAAUCAAUCAAUCAGAUUCCAAACUCUCCACCAUGGCCAAGACCAAAGAGCUCUCCAAGGAUGUCAGGGACAAGAUUGUAGACCUACACAAGGCUGGAAUGGGCUACAAGACCAUCGCCAAGCAGCUUGGUGAGAAGGUGACAACAGUUGGUGCGAUUAUUCGCAAAUGGAAGAAACACAAAAUAACUGUCAAUCUCCCUCGGCCUGGGGCUCCAUGCAAGAUCUCACCUCGUGAAGUUGCAAUGAUCAUGAGAACGGUGAGGAAUCAGCCCAGAACUACACGGGAGGAUCUUGUCAAUGAUCUCAAGGCAGCUGGGACCAUAGUCACCAAGAAAACAAUUGGUAACACACUACGCCGUGAAGGACUGAAAUCCUGCAGCGCCCGCAAGGUCCCCUUGCUCAAGAAAGCACAUAUACAUGCCCGUCUGAAGUUUGCAAAUGAACAUCUGAAUGAUUCAUAGGAGAACUGGGUGAAAGUGUUGUGGUCAGAUGAGACCAAAAUUGAGCUCUUUGGCGUCAACUCAACUCACUGUGUUAGGAGGAGGAAUGCUGCCUAUGACCCCAAGAACACCAUCCCCACCGUCAAACAUGGAGGUGGAAACAUUAUGCUUUGGGGGUGUUUUUCUGCUAAGGGGACAGGACAACUUCACCGCAUCAAAGGGACGAUGGACGGGGCCAUGUACCGUCAAAUCUUGGGUGAGAACCUCCUUCCCUCAGCCAGGGCAUUGAAAAUGGGUCGUAGAUGGGUAUUCCAGCAUGACAAUGACCCAAAACACACGGCCAAGGCAACAAAGGAGUGGCUCAAGAAGAAGCACAUUAAGGUCUUGGAGUGGCCUAGCCAGUCUCCAGACCUUAAUCCCAUAGAAAAUCUGUGGAGGGAGCUGAAGGUUCGAGUUGCCAAAUGUCAGCCUCGAAACCUUAAUGACUUGGAGAAGAUCUGCAAAUAGGAGUAGGACAUAAUCCCUCCUGAGAUGUGUGCAAACCUGGUGGUCCUCUGUAGCUCAAUUGGUAGAGCAUGGCGCUUGUAAUGCCAGGGUAGUGGGUUCGAUCCCCGGGACCACCCAUACGUAAAAAUGUAUGCACACAUGACUGUAAGUCGCUUUGGAUAAAAGCGUCUGCUAAAUGGCUUAUUAUUAUUAUUAUUAUUAUUAUUAUUAUUAUUAUUAUAACUACAAGAAACGUCUGACCUCUGUGAUUGCCAACAAGGGUUUUGCCACCAAGUACUAAGUCAUGUUUUGCAGAGGGGUCAAAUACUUAUUUCCCUCAUUAAAAUGCAAAUCAAUUUAUAACAUUUUUGACAUGCGUUUUCCCUGAUUUUUUUGUUGUUGUUGUUAUUCUGUCUCUCACUGUUCAAAUAAACCUACCAUUAAAAUUAUAGAUUGAUCAUUUCUUUGUCAGUGGGCAAACGUAAAAAAUCAGCAGGGGAUCAAAUACUUUUUUCCCUCACUGUAAGUAUUCAACCCUUUUGUUAUGGCAAGCCUAAAUAAGUUCAGGAGUAUAAAUGUGCUUCACAAGUUGCAUGGACUCACUCUGUGCAAUAAUAGUGUUUACCAUGAUUUUUAAAUGACUACCCCAUCUCUGUACCCCACACAUACAAUUAUCUGUAAGGUCCUUCAGUCAAGCAGUGAAUUUCAAGCACAGGUUCAACCACAAAGUCCAGGGAGGUUUUCCUAUGGUUAGCAAAGAAGGGCACCUGUUGGUAGAUGGUUAAAAAAAAUAAAAGCAGACAUUGAAUAUCCCUUUGAGCAUGGUGCAGUUAUACAUUUUACACUUCGGAUGGUGUAUCAAUACACCGAGUUACUACAAAGAUAAAGGCACCCUUCCUAACUCAGUUGCCGGAGAGGACGGAAACCCCUCAUGGAUUUCACCAUGAGGCCAAUAGUGACUUUAAAACAGUUAGAGUUUAAUGGCUGGGAUAGGAGAAAACUGAGGAUGGAUCAACAACACUAACAUAAAUACACAAUACUAACAUAAAUGACAGAGUGAAAAGAAGGAAGCCGGUACAGAAUAAAAAUAUUCCAAAACAUACAUCCUGUUUGAAAUAAAGUAAUACUGUAAAAAUGUUUGGGGCAAAUCCAACACAACACAUCACUGAGUACCACUCUUCAUAUUUUCAAGCAUGGUGGUGGCUGCAUCAUGUUAUGGGUGUGCUUGUCAUCUGCAAGGACUAUGGAGUUUUUUAGGAUUAAAAUUAAUGGAAUAGCGCUAAGCACAGGCAAGGUCUUUGAAAACCUGGUUCUGUCUGCUUUCCAACAGACACUGAGAGACAAAUUCACCUUUCAGCAGGAUAAUAACCUAAAACACAAGGCCUAAUAUACACUGGAGUUUCUUACCAAAACAACAUUGAAUGUUCUUGAGUGGCUUAGUUACAGUUUUGACUUAAAUUGGCUUGAGUCACUCAUCACCUUCCGGAGACACUUGAAACCUCACCUCUUUAAGGAAUACCUGGGAUAGGAUAAAGUAAUCCUUCUACCCCCCCUUACCCCACCCCAAAGAGAAAAAAAAAAACAUAUUGUAAAGUGGUUAUCCCACUGGCUAUAAGGUGAAUGCACCAAUUUGUAAGUCGCUCUGGAUAAGAGCGUCUGCUAAAUGACGUAAAUUAAAAUCUAUGGCAAGACUUAAAUGGCUGUCUAGCAAUGAUCAACAACCAACUUGACAGAGCUUGACAAAUGUAAAAAAUAAUUGGCAAAUAUUGCACAAUCCAGGUGUGCAACGCUCUUAGAUUUACCCAUGAAAGACUCACUGCUAUAAUCACUGCCAAAGGUGAUUCUGACAUGUAUUGACUUGGGGGGUUGAAUACAUAUCUAAUCAAGAUAUAUUCGUUUUUUAUUUUCCAUUAAAAAAAAGAUAUAUAUUCUUCCACUUUGACAUUACAGCGUAUUUUGUGUAGAUCGUUGACAGAAAAUGACAAAUCCAUUUGAAUCCCACUUUGUAACACUACAAAAUGUGGAAAAAGUCAAGGGGUCAAGUACUUUCUGAAGGCACUGUACUAUAGGACAGAUAAGAUAUACUGUAGGACAAGAUGAAAAGAAGACCAGACUAUUUAGACCCAGCUUAAGUGUGAGCUCCACUGCUCUUUGUGUGGGUGAUUGAAAUGAGACUGUGGGGUGGUUACCUAUACUCAGCUACAUAGUAGUUUUCUUAGCAGUGUCCUGUUUCCUAAGCUGUAUCCUGUUUCGUUGAGCCCAUUGUUUUCUCUUUCUCCAAUUGACAGAGAACCUGCUCAAGUAUGUCACGACCAUGGUGUGCGUGGCCGUCGACGGGAAACCUGUCAUAGGCGUGAUCCACAAACCUUUCACAGGAUACACAGGUGUGUUUUUCACUGUCACAGAUUGUAUACAAGGUGACACUCCCCCCUCAAUGGUUUAAAGCAUGGAUUGUCGAGUAGACGAAAUGCUCACCAUAUUUUCUACACCAAUCUAAUGCUUUUAAAUCUGUUAGGGGAGUGAACGGGUGCAAGCUUUGGAGAAAAGAGUGAGAGACCAUAAUUGGGGCUCAGGACAGAGCAACACUGUUCAACUGUAUGAUAUACCAGUCAGUGGACUGUCACUCCUUUGAGAAAUCACCCAGGAGGGGAGCUCACAAUAAGGUGGCUUCAUUGGUGAUUGUGAAUGGCUGCAUUGUGUUCAUUGAAUGGCGAGACGGUGGAUGUGUGAACCCACUGUCAGGAGAGUGUGGGCUUGUGUUGACUUGCGGUGUCCAGUCCAGGCCCAAAUAAAAUUAUUUCAAUUAAUCUUUAUUGUCCCAGCCGACAUAACAGUCAUGGCCUAGCCUCUACCCACAUGCAUUCUAUAUUACAUAACUGAUCUAUAACCAGUCCUGUUGGACUUUUAGUUCUACACCAUCUCCAGCUAUUUAAAGCAUAUGUUCCUGUCCACAGCUUGGGCCUUGGUUGGUCACGGGUCUAACAUGAAGCCUCGCACCACCUACAACAUGAACCCCCCCAAUGUCAUCGUGUCCCGGUCGCACGCCGGGAAGGUGAAGGGUUUCAUCGAGGAGGCCUUCGGCAACACUACAGUUAUUCUCCCAGCAGGGGGUGCAGGUACGGCACUGUGUGUAAAGCGUUCACCAACAUUUCUUAAAAUGGUAGUAGUCUAUCGCCUAUGAUUGAAUGCAACCUAUGAUUAGUCAUUACUUACCAUUUUGAGAGGCAUACCUAUUUCUGCGGAUGUUAAUUUCAAGCAAUGUUCCCUCUAAGUUGUGCACGUGUGCGGCCGUGCACCUCCUCCAGGACUGCCACGCAGAAGAAAUGCCAGGCCGCGCAGAGACGCAAGAUAUUAAACUUCACUGAGUUCGCCCCAUUAGUUUGCACUAUAUAGAUCUACAAUUUUUCUGUGAUUGAAUCAGCAUUAAAUCAGCCCCUUUUCAAUGCAACAAACCAAAACAAAUCUAACUUCGCAGGAUUGAAUCUGUGAUUUUGUUAUAGGCAGAGUCAGAGCGCGAUGGAGUAGAAUUCUAUUGGCGGGGGUAGGCCACGGUUUUAAGUCUCAUGCAAUGUAGGCCUGCAUUGAACACCAGAUAUAGGGGUGGUUAUAUCAUAUACAUUUAAAAGCUAUUUCCAUGUGAAAAUGUUACAUUAUGCUCAAGUAGCCACAAUGGCCUAUUGGCUACUGUCUAAAACUGUAAGGGUACAGCCUCGGUGUUCACUGUAAAGCGCGCCGGAAGUUGCACAAAAUUCCUCUCACAAGACCUUAAAUUUGCUCAGUGCCCCAAAACAUUUGAGGGAACAUUGGUUUCAAGUGUACUGUAAUUUUGGAAUAACAUUACUUCAGGUAUGUAUACAGCUCCUUGUUACUAUGGUUUGCAGUUAUUGAUGUUGUAUUUUCCACUAAUCCCAGGCUAUAAGGUGCUGGCUCUGCUGGAUCCCCUUGAUGAGGACAUUGAGAAGGCUGACAUGUACAUCCACGUCACCUUCAUCAAGAAGUGGGACAUCUGCGCCGGCAAUGCUCUGCUCACGGCCCUGGGAGGUCACAUGACCACACUGAAGGGUGAGGAGAUAGACUACUCGGGGGCCGCGGGCAACACAGGGGGUCUGCUGGCCAGCGUCAAGGUGGACCACCAAGACCUGGUGGACAAACUGCCAGCAUGGAACUCUCCUGACAAACACUGAGAAACACACAUAUAUGCACAGGCACAUAGAUAUUUACACACACUCACUCCCAUAUGUGCAUGCACACACACGGAUGAUCAAAGACUAAUGGACAAGAUGACCAUAAGCCUUGAAGACCCAACUAACACAGACGAAAGGACAACACAAUCUGGGACGACAAUAAUGCAAUAUACAAAGCCCGCCAGUCUCCUUCAAACUCCUUUCACCCAUUUUUGAAUAAUCUUUGUAGAAAGAUCGAGAAUUCAGUGGUACUCCAAUGAUUUAAGGACUGAACUAUUAUAGAAAAUGCUAAUAAGUUGGAUAAGGAAAAGCAAUGUGUCCAACUACAGUGUAUUGCUAAGAGAUGAGUGCCUUUGAUUAGCAUGGAACCUUAGUCAAUGCCUAGUGCUGAAACGGACAAAUGUGUAGUAGCGCUCUGUAGUUGUAGUUAUUUUUGAUACCUGUAGGAUAUGAUUGUUGGUGAAGGUACAGGGAUGAAUCUACAGGAUUUUACUUCCUGUAUUUAAUGUAACAUAGAAACCAUUUUCAUUGUAGCAAAAUAACCUUCAUCCUGCGAAAACGAUUAUUCUGAUAGUUGCACUCUCCUACAUAAAUUACAAUAGACAGGUUAACCAUUUGAGGGGAUACAUUGUUUAACUAUAGCUUAAAACCUUACAUGAUAGGGGCGGGGGUUUGGCUGCUGCAAUGUGAAUCGAAUUUGAAGGUCGGAAUUGUAGUUUGAGUGGAUCUUUUUUUU